Messenger RNA from Ascoidea rubescens DSM 1968, 3620 nucleotides. RefSeq lists its product as uncharacterized. NCBI's taxonomy places the organism in Eukaryota, Fungi, Ascomycota, Saccharomycetes, Ascoideales, Ascoideaceae. The transcript has a single exon. The record is from RefSeq and is a predicted model, not a curated record. The coding region runs from base 258 to 3458 and encodes 1066 amino acids. Gene Ontology annotation, biological process: fungal-type cell wall organization.
UUAAUCCAAAGUCAGUUUUAUCCAGAUCUAGUUACCUUAUUUAUCCUAUUUAUCCUAUUUCUUCUAUUUAUCCUGCUUUUACGCUAAUUACACGCUAAUUAUAUAUCAUAUUCAAAUAUAUUUAAUAACUAAUACAUCAAUCUAAUCCCAUCUUUUACCUCUUCACCUGCUACUUCUCCACUUCUCAAUCCAGCCUUUUCCAUUCGUUGUUUCCUCUUUCUCUACUUACUUUACCUCCCUUAUCUUUUUAAUCAUUCAUGUCUUCCUUCACCAAAGCCGACUUGCAAUCCCAAAAAGAAAAAAACAAAAAUCUGUUGAAACAAAGAGAAAUCAAAAUCAACCAGCUCAAACAGAAAAAAAUUGAGUUAGAAAAGAUCAACCAACUAAAUAACGCCUUGAUUAAAAUAAAUAAUGCUGAAUUCCAAGAUAUUUCCUUUGAUUAUAACAAACCACAAUUCUCCCUAACCUCCUCCUCUUCAUCUUCUUCAAAGAGAUCCUUAUCUUUUUCUUACUCAAAUCCUUCAAAUACAAUCAACUCCUUCAGUCGAAGCACCCUAAGUGUAUCAAGCAACAACAACAACAACACAAAAAACAACAAUGACCAUAAUAACUCAUCCUCCUCUUUAAACAAAUACUCAAAGGGCUCAAGACCAAGCGAUAACCUCAUAAACCUACACUUUAAAAAAUCUUUCAUCCCAAACAACUUCAACGGCUCUCUCCUAAGAUCCUCCUCCCUAUCUUCCUCCACAGACCUCCACAACCCAUCCCCAAUUAACAUCAACAACGACACAAAUAUUAAUCUCAAAAAAUUAAACUCAAGACCCAUAUCAAAUGAUUCAAUCACCUCCUCGGAAUCUGGAAACUUCAUUUUUGAUUCACAACUAACCUCAAACUCAACUUCAAAUUCGAACUCAAGACUAUCCUCUCUAACAAGCAUUGAUUCUCAAAACAUACUUCCUUUCCAAUUUGAUAACCAAAAAUCAAUCUCUCAAGAUGUUAACCCAAUUCCGAAUUUUAAUAAUUAUUUAAACAACAUCAUAUCAAAAAAUAUUAAUAGCAACAAUAAUGACAGCCCUUACGAUGAUUAUGAUAAUAUAAAUAUCAACUCCAACUUCAACUCCAACACCUACAACCAAAACAACACCAGCAAUACCCCCUUUCCUGACUACCAUCCCAAUCCAAACCCAUCUCACAACACUCAUGUUCGCGCUGAUUCAGUUGCAACUGAAAAUACUGUACUAUCAAAUAUAAGCGAAAACACCUUGGUCAGAGUUAACAGUAACAACACGAACACAAGCACAACAACUAUUGCAAGCAACAACACACUAUCUCAAUUAAACCAAAAUAAUAUCCCUACCGCCACCACUACCACUACCACUACUACCAACAACUUCGAUUCAACUAAAUUGGAAAAUAACUCCCUAAAAAGAAUAGCUAAACCCUCUUUAAAAUUGGGAAACUUAUCAAAUCUAAAACACCCAAACUUCUCUGAAGCUGAAUUAGAAAAACAUACCAGAAUCAAUACUCAUAUAAACUCAAAACUAAUACCAAUCAAAAACUCAAAUUCUCCCUAUAAUUCAAACUUCUCUCCUUCUGAUCAAAAUAAUUUCAAAAGAUUCCAAUCAAUGCCUUCUCUACAAAAUGUCAUAAAAAAUAAAAAUGAUCCUAUCCCCUCUAAUCCCGAAUUUGACCUUAAUAGUCAAAAUAAUCAAAAUAACUCCCACAUUUCUAACCCUCAUCAUAACGAUUAUUACCAAAAUACUCUCUUUUUCGACUCUCAGGAUUCUCACAACAUUUUAAAUGUUUAUAAAAAUUCAAACGCUUUUGCUCAAUCAAUUGGCCUGGAUUUAUCCCGUAAACUAAGCCAAUCAAAAUAUAGAAAUGAAUUACCAACAAGCUCUUUCAACCCAUCCCAGAAUUUAGUUCCUUACCCUCCUGAUUCAAAUCUAACUCCAGGCCAAAAAUACCAGCUAAAAAGACAAAUGUCUCAAUCAAAACUACUCAAAUCAAAUAACCACCAAAAUGAUGUUAUCAUUAACACAAAUGAUGAGUUACUAUCCGAUGAUGACCCUUUAUUAUACAAUAUACCCUUUGCUUCUGGUUCCGCUGCAACUUUAUUCACAAAACAAAAUGGAAAAUCUGAAAAAUUUAUGAAGCAUGUCUUAAAUGAUUCUCCAUCAGCUUUACCUCCAUCUCCCUUAGUUGAGCCCACUUUAAACUCCCCUGAUCUUCAAUUUGCUAAUGCCUUAUCAGCAUACUACAAAUCUUGCUCUGAUAAUUAUAUUAAAAAAGAAAUGAAAAAAAGAGAAGAAAACUCUUUAAGAUUACCUUCCUUUAUAUUAAAUCAAGCUGAAGUUGAAAGUUUAUCAUCUUGCUCCUCUAUGAGCUCCAAAACUUCCAGAGAUUCUAAAUUGUCAAUAUUUUCUUCCUCUUCAAAUUCAAGCUUAACCUCAACAGAGAAAAUACACUUGGAAGACUUAAAAUUAAUCUCCGCAGAAAAAACUGAAGUCUUAUCUCAAACAAGACCAAUGUGGUUACCACCUAAACUUCAGCAAGAGAAACAGAAACAUGAUGAAGAACUUCAAAAUCUAAUUUUUUCUCUACAGAAAAAGGAACUCAAAAGAAAUAGUUUGCAGCAGAAAAAAAUCGAAUUAGAUCAAAAAAAUGCUCAAAAAUGGUUUGAAUUGAGUGUCAAAGUUAAAGAAGUUCACAAAAAUUCCAUCUAUGAAAUGUCUAAAUUGUGCUGGAAAACAAAUAUUCCUCAAAAACUUAGAUUUAAAAUCUGGUUCGAUAUUCUUACCUAUUAUAAUAAAAAAAAUGGCUUAUCUGAAGAAAUUGAGUCAUUGACUUUGCUUAGCAAUAAGCUAAAAACAAUCGAUAUAUCUUAUAAGGAAAUUGAGAUUGAUUUGAUUAUCGAAAAAUUAUAUCCUCAUUUAGAUAAGUUCCAAAAAGGUUGCCCGCUUUAUGAUUCAAUAAAAAAUCUACUAUUAUGUAAAUCAAUUUCGAGAAAUGGUUUAAAUUUUGGUGAUGAAAUUCUUAGCGCUAUACUAUUGUUAAAUUUCACAAAACAAGAAACCUUUACUUUGAUCAAUUUGCUUGAUAAAAAUGUUCUAAACGAUGUUUUUGUUGAAAAAUUCGAUAAAAACAUUAAAACAAAUCCUGCAUUAAAAAAAUAUUUGUCCAAGUUUUUUGAUGAUGAGCUUUCAAAUCUUAAUACUAGGGUCUUAUUUAAAAUGCUUCUUAAAAUUAACAAUCAAUUGAUGAUACAAAUAUUAGAUCAUUUAAUAUUGAAUAAUAAUUAUAAAGUAUUCUAUUGCAUGUUCUUGGUUGUAAUAAAAUUUUAUCAUUUUGGUUUUCUUGAUAUCAGUGAUUUGAUUAAGAAUGAAGAUAAACAAGUAAAUAUUCCUAAUGAUAAUGACUUUUUGGAAAAAUUUGCUCAUUAUUACAAAAAAUUUUAGAUAUAAGCUUUUUUAUUAAAAGUACAUGGUUUAUUUAUUGGUAACGAUAGAUCACUUAUAUUCUAAUUAUUUCACUACUUAUGCUCUAGUUUGUUUUUUUGUUUUCAAUUUUCACUAGUAUGCUUUUUUUUUUUUUUGUUCCAAUCUUAUUUUAAGCUGGAU